AUGGACGGCGAGUCGCCCGAGGUGCGGUCGCUCGAGACGCCGACCGAUGGCUCGAUGACCGAGCGCACGCGGGGCACGUAUGGCGGUCGCCAGCGCUGGCUCAUGCCCGGUACGCUCGACGGCAACCAGAGCAUUGCGUCGCCCAAGAAGAGCACGUCCAAGAGCAAAGUCACCGCGCCGUCCGUGCAGUCCUUCCUCGGCACGCUGGGGAUUGGCAUCGGCGACGACCUCCAAAUGGUCGACCGCGAAGCCAACGAAGUCGCUGCGUAUCGUCGGGAAUUCGACUUGAUCCGCAAUGCCAACACCCGCAAGGAGGCCGAGAUCAAGAAAAUUGAAGAAGCGCUGCAGGAAGCCUCGUCGCUCCUCUCGAGCCGCAAGAUGGACGGCAUGGCGUUCCAAACCAAGGCCAUCAACUUGGAGAACCGGGCGUCGUCGAUCGAGAACAAGCUCGAAGACGAGCUCGCGGAUCGAGGCGUGUACAGCCACAUGAUUCAGCGGCUCGCACUCGAGGUGCAAGACGCGGGCGCGAUGGCGCUGCAGACGGCGCGGCAAGAGAAAUGCACGGCCGAGACGACGCAGAAGAAGCUCGUCAAGCAGCUCCAAGACCUCCGCGACGAAAACAGCCGCGCGAUCGAGGACAUGGAGAGCGCGAUCGAGAUGACGCGCAAGAAGCAGAAAUGA
Messenger RNA from Saprolegnia parasitica CBS 223.65, 681 nucleotides. RefSeq lists its product as hypothetical. The transcript has 8 exons. Bases 1 to 681 code for a protein of 226 amino acids. NCBI's taxonomy places the organism in Eukaryota, Oomycota, Saprolegniomycetes, Saprolegniales, Saprolegniaceae. The record is from RefSeq and is a predicted model, not a curated record.